This is a messenger RNA of Eleginops maclovinus (Patagonian blennie), 1850 nucleotides long. It is a transcript of the gene hspbp1, whose product is annotated as HSPA (heat shock 70kDa) binding protein, cytoplasmic cochaperone 1. The transcript has 8 exons. The coding region runs from base 234 to 1238 and encodes 334 amino acids. NCBI's taxonomy places the organism in Eukaryota, Metazoa, Chordata, Actinopteri, Perciformes, Eleginopidae. Gene Ontology annotation, cellular component: endoplasmic reticulum. Gene Ontology annotation, molecular function: adenyl-nucleotide exchange factor activity; protein binding. The record is from RefSeq and is a predicted model, not a curated record.
UAUACAUUGUAAAAACUUAGAUGACUUUAAGCUGAAGAAAGUAGUUCGGCAAUGAAAUAUUUCAGUACUUCCCAUUUGGUACACGUUUUACGGUACAUCAUGGCAGCCUCCUUACACUCGUGUUAGCUAGAAUGUUCUGGCGCAUUCGUAAUUCUGUAUUUAUAGGGAAGUCAUCUUGUCUCAAAAAGACCCUGUGUGUACAUCCUACAAAAGGACGUUUGUAAAGCUCCAUAAUGGCAGAAGACAAACCGCCCAAAAGGUAUCCCCAGAACCUACAGGGGGUUUUGCAGCUGGCAGUGGAUGCUGGUUCAGGUGCAGAAGGACCUGCUCCUAUGGAGCCCAUGUCAGAGGAGAGGAAAAUGUGGCUGAAAGAUGCGCUCGCAGAAGUCUGCAAAGGACAGAUGGAUGAAGUGGAGCAGAUGAAGAAGUGCUUGGAAGUCUUACAACACGAGCGAGAUAUUGAAAAGGAGAGAGGAGAGGAGGAACGGGGCGAAGAAGAUGAAGAUGAGCGGGAAUCAAUCUUUGAUAUGCUGUCAGAGUUGUGUGAGAACAUGGACAAUGCUCGAGACCUAAUGACUCUUGGAGGACUGGAUUUGAGUGUCUCCCAGUAUCUGUGUCAUUCCCGAAGUGGGCUGAGAUGGCGCGCUGCCCAUCUCAUCGCUUCCUGUGCCCAGAACAUGCCGCAGGUGCAGGUCCACUUAUUCAGCCUGGGGACGCUGCCAAAGCUGCUCCAGCUGACGGACUCAGACCCCCACCCCACCGUCAGAGUGAAAGCCCUUUAUGCUGUGUCAUGUCUGGUUCGAGAGCAGGAGGCAGGACUCAAGGAGUUCUUUUCCAACGAUGGUUACUCUGUCCUGAUGCGAGGGAUGCAGUCGGACAACGAGAAGCUCAGGACCAAGUCGGCAUUUCUUCUUCUCAACCUGCUGAUGGCUCAACCCGAACAGAAAGAAACAGUGAUCUCCAUGGGAAUGGUUCAGCAGCUGGUAUCUGUUCUCCGCACACCUCACUCACCUGUCCAUGAACAUGUGCUCGGCGCCCUCUGCUGUCUGGUGGAAGAGUGUCCACAGGGCCUCAAAGACUGCAGGACUCCUGCUCUGGCUCUGGAGGAGUUACUCAGACAGCGAUCCAAAGAGCUCAAAGGAAAUGAAGAGAGUGAGGAAGAACUCGAGUUCUGUGAGCGUUUGAGGGCCAUGUGUUUCCACGGGCAGCAGGGAGAUGACAACGGGAUGGAUCGCUGAAGUCAAAAUUACCUCACAUGUUUUUGAUAUCAGUGUCCAAAGAUGUAACCGAACACUCAUGAUCGUGGCUUGUGGAUGUUCAGUAACAUCUUUGUCUUUUACCACAGAUGCUGUCUAUAUUUUUGCAUGUCACACAAAAGCUGGAUUUCACUGUGUAAAUAGGUGUAAUGUAUAGAAAUACUUUUUCCCGAGUCAACUGUUAUUUUAGUCCAGUGUUUUCAGUUCUACAUUUCCUAAUUGUAAUACCUAAGAAAAUGUCAGUCUCCAUCCCAUGUAAUAGGAAGUAUUUUAUGUUUGCUGUGUUAAUAUGUACAUCCCAAUGUGAGUUUAGUAACAUUUAAUUGUUGUAAGUUAGGUUUGUUUGAAGUAUCAACGUUAAAGUAGUCAUUUCCCUGUAGUUGAUUGUCUCUUAAAACCUGACUCAGAAUAAUGAACAUCAUUGUCAAUUUUGGUCCACUGUAUUUAUUUUUUAUUUACAAAAGUAAUUUGUGUAUUUAUACAUAUAAUGGUCAGCUCACAUUUGCCACCACAGGCACAACUUACACGUGGAUGUCACACAAAACUCAAAUAUUUUGGCACAAAGAAGAGAAUACAGAUAUUAUUCUAAACUGA